AUGUGUAUACCAAAUUUUAUUUUCGUUGGCUUACUUUCUUCUUGUAUAUCUGUGUCUGGACAACCUUGUUCUUUGCCACAUAUUUACAGGAAAACACUGUACAGCAUUGAAAAUGGCAAGGAGACAACUACACAAAUAAAAGCCACUGAACUCUACCAAGACAUUGAUAGACUCAACGGUACUUGCCACCAAAUUCUCUUAACAACAACAGUUGAAGCCAACAAAUCGGAUUCCAUUCAUGUUAUAUAUAAGAACAGGACAAACGAUUGUUACUUCUGUUAUGAACUUAUAGCCCGUAGCGAAAAUGUUAUUCAAUAUCGAAAGAGUCAAUGUCAACCUAUUUUUAAGGGGCGAAAUAUUUCCGAGAUCUGUAAUCUGAUAUCCGGUACUGAACUUGAAACCGGCUUCAUUAAUUCCCGAGAGCAGUACUCCGAUUUUAACUGCAAAAGCAUAAUUGAGGGCAUUUACUCCUUUGAAUAUCGAAUCGUUGGUAGUACAGGUGUGUGUCGUAGCCCGAACAGCAUUUUGAAGGCCUGUCAACGUCAGGGCUCUCCAUUGCGCGAUAACUCAGUGUACGAGCAGACGUUUGGUUUCUGUCCCAACUUUUUCGAGACCUCGGUCUUAGAGGAGCCGAACAUUGUAUAUGGAAAGGCUAAUAUCUGGCGGUGCUACGCACGAUGGGUGGCUGACGAUGGCACCGUCUGGGCCGCGGUGGAAUACGACACGAACAUGCCGAAGUUCAAAUACCGCUGCCUCACCACUCGCAUUGAUCAGCAAAAUCGACGUGACAUUAUUCAAUGGGGUAUGACAGUGGAUGCGGACUGCAAGAAUUUGAAGAACUACUUUACUGCGCCGAUUCGUUUAAUACUGGAGCCUGCAUUUGACCCUGUCACUCAGCUGGUGGAGAUGCAACCCACCUGUAAACUGCCCACCAACUACAGCGGAAAUUGGUUCUAUCCAAGCGAGUACCAGACCUCAGUACAAAUAAACGCGACGCACAUUUACAUGAGGCGAAAGAGAGACGACUACACAUUCGAGGACAUAUAUUUUAUAUGUCGUCAGCAACAACUUUCCCGCUAUCUCAUGGCCGUCGUGACUCGCGGUCAAUGUGAAAUUGACUUCAUGUGUUUCGAGUUAAUCCCGCGUCAUCAUAACAUCGCGCGAUUUCGCAUGGGACGCCCCUUUCCCCUGGAACCAUUGGUGAAGGACUCUCUCGGCGAAUCAGAGUAUAUGUUGCGGAUUUAUAAGGAGGCAUGUCAUUGGAGCAGUUUCACGCUCAAUUAUAUCGAAUGGACUUACGAGUAUUUCGUCCUUGAUCCACCCGUCCCUAUUAACUGUCCCAUCCAAGGAAAGUACAAGUUCAUCCAGACAGGUCAGGAGGCGGAGAAGUAUGUCUUUAAGAUGCCCAAUGGAAUGACUCCAAGACCGUGGCUUCAGGUCUUAUGCUACCAUUACUGGCAAACCAAUAUCGAGGCCUGUUUGAACGACCCGAAAAUCCUCAAGCUGGAUGUACAAAAGUGCUGGCGUCUUGAUUUUGCUGGAAGACCCAUCUCAGAAUACGACGUCACCGAUAACUAUAUUGCAUGCGUAGGAUUCUGGAUGGAGGAUACCAAAUCCUAUCUCAUUACCUAUGAUCGUGAAGAUCCAGUUUCAAACAGAUUCCGUUGUUGGGUCUACCAGCGUCUCUCGAUGCGCUCUUUUGCGAUGUCACGCAGUCUCGGCAACCGAUGCGGAAAGAUGCAGACAGCUGAAUCGUCCCUGCCUGAAGAAGGCGCCUCCUUACGCCUGGAGUUGAUGGAGGAUGAGUAUGAGUUUGACGUGUGCCCCAUGAACUACGAUGAUGGACGAAAUCCCUAUGUCAAUCCUGCUGUACUAAAUGUCUAUGCUCAUGCAAUCACCGUCACGCCACCAUCAUUGGUCAUCAUUUUUGGGCUGAUUUUAAUUGAGACGGUGUGA
Echinococcus granulosus is the source of this 1956-nucleotide messenger RNA. RefSeq lists its product as hypothetical. The transcript has 8 exons. The record is from RefSeq and is a predicted model, not a curated record. The coding region runs from base 1 to 1956 and encodes 651 amino acids. Lineage: Eukaryota; Metazoa; Platyhelminthes; Cestoda; Cyclophyllidea; Taeniidae.